AAAAUUACACUGAGCUUUCAUCACCUUCAGGGUAAAAACACGAACCUCCAUAUUAGUUAGCAAUUCAAAUUUUUUCCUCACGAUCAUCUACAAUAUUUUCGCAUGCGGUUCAAACUUAAAGUUUCCGGCUCAAAGUUGCCAUGUACUAACGUUAGACCGCUUGUUGACGAGAACAAUCCAUGAUUGCUUUAAAAUGGCUUUCUUCAAAGUAAAACUGUCGAAAUUCGAACAGAAAUUGUCUCACAAAAUGAAAACAACUUUGACGUUGAGAGACACGUGAAAAGACAACCUCGUUCCUGGCCUCUCUCGCUUGAUUGGCCAGGCCCACCUGAAGGGGAAUCCCCUAAUUCGAGUUUAGAGUAUGAUUAAUCACGAGACACGAUCUUGUUGGUAGACGUUUUGGCCUCUGUAGGCGGAUGUUUACAGAUUAACAACUAGUAAGAAUGCCUGGGUUUAGACUGGUUGGCUUUGCACAAAUUCCUGCUAAAUACCUUUGUAAGUCAUGUGGUCUGCUAUUGCGAGAAGCAGUACAAACCUGUUGCGGUCACCAUUAUUGCAAAACCUGCCUAUUGGAGAUUUUAACUCAUGAACCGUCUUCAGGGUCUGUGAAGUGUUUAGAUGAGAGUUGCAACAGACCAUUGGGGAAAAACUCGUACUUUGAUGACAACAGUUUUGGAAGAGAGAUACUGAACAUUGUAACUCUGUGUUUGUACAAAGAUGCUGGAUGUCAAUGGAUGGAUGCUGUCAAAAAUGCAGAACAUCAUUACCGAGAGUGCAAUUUUAAGCCAACUAUGUGCACCAAUGCUGGCUGUAAUCAAAACAUACCAUUGUGUGCAUUAGCCCAACAUCAGGAGAAGGAAUGUCCCUUUAGAAAUGUGGUGUGCCACUCAUGCAAUUCAGCAAUCAAAUGGACUGAGCACGCAUUGAAUAAGCAUUUAGAUGCAAAGGAUGGAGAUUGUACACAGAUGGAGUGUCCAUACAGAGAGUACGGAUGUGACCAUCCUGAGAGGAUGAAUUCCGUAGAGCUCAAGACUCAUCUAGACGCCUGUGUUGUAACACAUCAGUUGAUUUUCUUGAGACAGCACAAAAGAUCAAGCACUAAUCAACAUCCAUGCGAUGUUGCCGACACUGAGGCCGAGUUAGGGGCCUUGAAACGAAGUUUUAUCUCAGCUGAAACAUGUCUUUUAAGACACGAUUGGGCGCUCAGUGACCACUACCAACUUAUUACGCACUUGAGAAAAGAUGUGGAGGAAUUGAAAGAUCUCAGGUUAAAGAAAGAUGGUCAGUGAUUCUUUGGGUUAGAUGUUGUCAGUUUUCUUGUUCUUGACCACACGGUUACAUAACUUAACAUCUAAUUUAAGGUACAAUUAGGUAAAGGAACAUACUGAAUACAUGUAAAAGUAGUUUAAGUUUUUAUUUUGGUUGUUAGUUCCACACUUUUGGUUAGUAAUUAGACGUAUAUAUUUUUUUAUUGUGAUGCAGAGAAUCAUAGUUACAUGAAGUAAAGCUUGAGUGACUUGAGUGAAAUGGAUAGAAUUAGCAAACGGUGCGAUAGUAGCAUAGGAGUAUAAAAGGGAAGGGAACUUAGGUCGACUGAGGAACCAGACCCAAACCUCUCUCGGUUUUCCACUCUUCCCCAACUAUAGCGCUGUUUGCUAUUGCGCUCCGUUCUACUAACUAAUGCUUGGCACAGGCUAAGAAAAUAGUUUAAAGUGUUUAUAGCUUUUUAGAGGGCCAGUUCUCGGUAGAUUUGUACAUAAUCUCGUACAGUCACGUUAGGAUAUUUGUAGUACAUUUAUUUUAAACAUAUUUUAUUUUCCGUAUGUUUGUUUGUGGAAAAAUGUGGUCAGGCGCAUGAAAAUCUAAUAAAACUGUUUGUAGUAAAGCUAUUAAAAUAGUCCUUUAGA
This is a messenger RNA of Pocillopora damicornis (cauliflower coral), 1907 nucleotides long. RefSeq names its product TNF receptor-associated factor 6. The record is from RefSeq and is a predicted model, not a curated record. Gene Ontology annotation, biological process: regulation of canonical NF-kappaB signal transduction. Gene Ontology annotation, molecular function: zinc ion binding; tumor necrosis factor receptor binding. Lineage: Eukaryota; Metazoa; Cnidaria; Anthozoa; Scleractinia; Pocilloporidae. Gene Ontology annotation, cellular component: cytoplasmic side of plasma membrane; plasma membrane signaling receptor complex.